Molecule: messenger RNA, 3124 nt
Organism: Blepharisma stoltei
Lineage: Eukaryota; Ciliophora; Heterotrichea; Heterotrichida; Blepharismidae
Source: the annotation of a GenBank genome assembly
AUGGUUUUAUAUUUAUUACUUCUCUCCUUAGCAAGUGGUUUCAAAGUAAUUGUCAGAGACAACUAUCCUCUUUCCUCUUGUGACCGUACAGGCUAUGAAGUAGAAUUUUUAUUACAGUCAUUUGCCAAGAGUAAUUUAGUAGAAAAUACUGAUUUUUCGAUAUCCUGUGAAACUUCAACUGAUGAUACUCAAAAUUCUUUAUUAUCAGAUGAUGUAAUUGCAAUAGGAGGCAUCCCUAUUACUUCUACCUGAAUGGAAAAAUUAAAGAAAUUAAACGAUUAUGCUAUAGAAAUUGCCCCACACGGGAUUGAACCCACGUGUGGGGUCAUUUUUGGUACGUGGAAGUCAAUAUUCCUCACAUACCAAAAAUGGCCCCACACGGGGGUUCAAUUCCCGUGUGGGGCCUGUUUUUUGAAUUGCCCGAGGAUGGCGCAAAAUUGCGCCAUCCUCGGGCAAUUUCUAUAGCUGUAAGCGGAUAAUCCACUGGUCAUCACCUAUCUUUAUUCCAACCUGAGCCACCUGUUCAAUGAAUUAGCUCGCUAGUCAGAGCCACUGUCAUAAGGUGCUCCAAUGGUUUUGAUAUGAAGCAUCCAUGUGCUUGGCAAAACCUGUCUAGCCCAUCUGGUAGGGGAUAUGGGAGAAACGAAAUAUCCUGCUUCAGUAGGCUCCCCAUUCAAAUGGUCUAAUUAGCUUAAAAACGGCUCACUUUCGCAGCCAAUCGCACCGGUUCACCACUUAUCAGGAAGUGUCACCUCUGGGUCCUGUUCCCAUCAACGCCACCAUUUUAUUUCUGAAUGGAAAAAGGAAUAUCAUUUUCCUACCCAACAAUGACAUCAGGGCUAAAUGUUCUAGUAAACAAACAAGAAUCAGGCAGCCCAUGGAAGCUUUUUAAAGUAUUUGCUAUAGAAAUAUGGAUUUUAUUGCUAGUUACUCCACUUAUUUUAGGAUUUAUAAGCUGGGGGUAUGCGAAUAUUAUUCAUGGGAAAUUAAUGCCAGGGCUAUCUGAUAUUGAUACUUUAAUUGAACUUAUAUGGAAUUCUUAUUCAAGCUGAAUGCUAUUUUCCCCUGAACAAAUAAAAUCAAUUGGAAAAACCACCUCUGUGAGUAGCAAAAAAUGUUUUGAUAUGAAAAUGAUAAGUGCUAUAAUGAAAUUUCUUACUAAUUCUGCUGAAUUUAAACAGGGUUUGCAUUCUAAAGCAUAAGUUUUGUAAUUUUUUAAUUUAAUUUUAAAUUUCAAAAAAAUUAACCCUCAUGUGGAUAAAAUUUUUAUUUGCUUAAUGAAGAGGGAGUAAGAAAUGACGCAGAUGACAAAGGAGUAGGAAAAUUAUUAAGCUGCGCCAUAGGAAUUGCGAUGACUAUGAUGUUUUAUGGCUAUAUAACUUCUUAUGUUAUAACAACAUAUGAAGAGCUUCAAUCUUUUGUAGUCAGUUAUGCUGAUGUGGUUGGGGAGCUUGUGAUUGUAGACCCAAAUUAUCAAGACAUGGCUGGGGAGUAUGCUUUUUAUUAUUAUGUGUUUGAUGAUAACUUUUAUGAUAAAUUUGAUGUGGCACUAGAGUACCUAAAAAAUAAAACUGUUUUAGGACUGAUUUCAGAUCAUUGCUUUCUUGCUUAUAAAGCUGAGCAGUAUUCUGACUAUGUAUUGCCAAGCAGCCCAUUUUUGCCUUACAGAUUUGCAGCGGCAAUUGGACAAGUUAAGUUAAUGCUUAUUCAUAAGCGGACUUAACCCACAGGCAUCGGCUUGUCUUAGCUCAAAAAUCAGUCUGAAUAUACCUCUUAUUGCAAAUGAGGUAAAUGUCUAGCCCCAUCUGGCAGAGACAGGAAACCUUCGGGAAGAAACAAAAUAUCUCUUUUCGGCAAGGCUUCCUAAAUAAAGCCCGGGGCCUACUUCAAAAAGGAUAGAGUCACUAUUUUUAGCUUAUAGGGAUUAAUCCGACCCCCUCCAUAUUAGUUUCUCGAAGUUAAAUGGACAAGGAGUGUCUUCUUCUGAUAUCAAAAAAAUUAAUAAAGCUUUUUCCGAUUUUACUAUGACAAACUCGCCUACAGAUUUAACAGAAAAAUAUAAUCUUUUUAUAGACCAAGCUAUUCGAAAGCAGCGCUCAAUAGACGCAAGGAUAGCUCAAUGACUAUUUGUUAUCGUAAUAAUUGUGUCAAUAUUUUCAAUAGGCCUUAGUAUAUGAAAUCACCCCAAAUUUAGAAGCAAAACAUGGGGGAAUUUUUGCGUAAAGCAAAUUUAUUCAGCAGAAACUGACUAUGAUAACGCGACACAGCGUUCAGAUAUAAAUCUUGUAAAAAACACGAGAAGUGUAUCAGAAAUUCAAUUGACGAUUGAUAACACACAAGAUUUCUCAGAAAGAGAGCUUCCUUUACCAUUUAUUAGUGAUAUGAGAGAAGAGCAAUUAAAGCUUAUUAGAAACGCCACGCUUUCCCUUAUCAUGUAUGAGCACAAUUUUCUUGCAAAUAUUGACAAAUUGAUAUCAUUUGUGGAAGACGAGACUCAAAGAAAAGGAAAUAUGACUGACUCCCCCCCAUCCUUGAUCAAACGACUCGCCAUCGUUCGAUCAAGGAUGGGAGCUAAAAACAAAUUUUUUGGGAAAAAAAAUUUUAUAUAUAAAAUACAAAAUACAUAUAUAUUUUUUUUAUUUACUUUUAAAUAAGAGGGUUAAGAGUAUUUAAUAAUUAUUUUUACAGCAAAAAAUUGAAUUAAUUUCAUGAAAAUACCAAUUUUUAAUAUUUUGAUUUAUUAGUUACUGUAUAAAUUUUAAACUUGUUCCUUAUUAAAUUAAAAUUUUUUUUUUAAUUUUUAAAGAAUCUCUUUUUAUUAGAUUAUUGAGUUUUUAAGCCUAGGUUGAUGACUAAAUCACUUCGGCUGGUUGAUUUCGAAGCUUUUUGUCGUCUCAAAGUCUCUGAAAGCAACUUAAUUAUGUACAUCUUCCAAGCUUUUGAAAACUAAUAUAUUUUUAUAUAUAUAACAAUUUGCAUGAUAUGAAAAUCGUUCGAUCAAGGAUGGGGGUUAAUUUCCCCAAUUUUUAGGAAUUUUUACAGUCAAUCGUUCGAUCAAGGAUAGGGGGGGAGUGAGCAAAUGCAUAAACUUUUAGAAAAAAUUGAUAAAAUGCCUAAAUAUUAA